AUGUCUUCUUCAACGACAACAUCGUCUCAAUCACCACAUCAUUCAUCAUCUGCUAAACACGCCGAUCUUCAUCUUUUGACACCACUUUCCUCUUUGUCAAGAAUUUCCAGUCCAUCGACUCCUCUUCCUCAAUCAACUGAUCCGUCAGGUCCACUUACUCCCGAUUCUGGUCAUUUCAUCAAUCCAUUCGCUGCGCUUGCAACAGCCAAUCUUCCUACAUUACCUUCUGUACGUGUUAUCGGUGAAUAUGAAUUCAGUGAAACGAAAUUCGAUGAUUUCAAAUGCGCUCGACAUAUUCCAACAGGCGAAGCCUUACUCUAUAAAGAAUUUUCUUUGGAAAUUGUUCGUCAACGUUUAGAACCGUAUCAACGUUUGAUUUCUAUUCUUCAAUUAUCCAAUACAAAUUCACAACUCACAGUCGAACAAUUGGCGUAUAAGUAUCACAUUCAUUUCUUUCGUGACAUUAUAUCACUUGAUCGUACAGCGAUUGUCCUCUAUCCAAAUUACACAAACAAUCUUCAUCAGUACAUCACCGAAAAACAUCGUCUACAUGAAAAUGAGACAAGAAAUUUGUUUUCACAAGUCGUUCGUGCAGUGCAACUUUGUCAUCGUGUUGGACUAAUUGUACGUGAUUUAAAAUUACGUAAAAUUAUCUUUCAAGAUCAAACACAUACACAUUCAUUACUAACGGGAAUUGAUGAAGCAAUUAUGCUUGCAACUCCAACGACAACCGAUGACCAUGUUUCAUCACGUUUUUCUUGUCCAGUAUAUGCAUGUCCGGAAAUCGUUCUCAAUCGACAAACAUAUUCCGGCAAAAUGGCUGAUUCAUGGAGUUUAGGAAUUAUUCUAUAUACAAUGCUUUUCGGUCGAUAUCCGUUUUGUGAUCGCACUUUAGUGGGUUUGUUUAUUAAAAUCGGUCGAUGUCGACCUGAUAUACCUCGAACAAUAUCCUUAAAAGCACGAUCACUACUUCGAUCAUUGAUACGUGUGAAGCCGGAUGAACGUCUAUUAACACAAGACAUUCUGGGUCAUGUUUGGUUCGGUGGUGAGAGAAGUGCAUCAACAUUAUCAAUGAGUACGUCUGUAUCUAAUUCAAGUAUUAAUGAAGAUAUAGUUUUAUCAAAUAAUAAUCUUGGUUGUAUGAAUACCUCACCUACUAAUGAUAUGACAACAAAGGAAGAUGCUGUUGUACCUAAUUUUGAAUGUGAAUAG
Molecule: messenger RNA, 1212 nt
Organism: Adineta ricciae
Lineage: Eukaryota; Metazoa; Rotifera; Eurotatoria; Adinetida; Adinetidae
Source: the annotation of a GenBank genome assembly